AUGGCUUGUUCAUGGAUCAACGGACCAUGUCGUACUCUGGUGGAUACGGCAGCCAAACUCGAAGCAAACAUAGGCCAGCCGGUCGAAGAUCCAACGUUGUACCGAAGCCUGGCCGGCGCUCUCCAUUACCUCACAUUCACUCGACCGGAUAUUGCUUACGCAGUACAACAGAUAUGUCUGUAUAUGCAUGAUCCACGAGAACCCCACUUCGGUGCCUUGAAACGUAUUCUACGCUACGUCAAAGGCACCAUUUCACAAGGUCUUCAUAUUACACCGUCAAAAACCACAACUCUGACGGCUUACACUGAUGCUGAUUGGGGAGGCUGUCAGAACACACGGCGUUCGACCUCAGGCUAUUGUGUGUACCUUCUAUUGUGUGUACCUUGGUGA
Microthlaspi erraticum is the source of this 390-nucleotide messenger RNA. The record is from the annotation of a GenBank genome assembly. NCBI's taxonomy places the organism in Eukaryota, Viridiplantae, Streptophyta, Magnoliopsida, Brassicales, Brassicaceae.